Trypanosoma theileri is the source of this 1164-nucleotide messenger RNA. RefSeq lists its product as uncharacterized. The coding region runs from base 1 to 1164 and encodes 387 amino acids. NCBI's taxonomy places the organism in Eukaryota, Euglenozoa, Kinetoplastea, Trypanosomatida, Trypanosomatidae. The record is from RefSeq and is a predicted model, not a curated record. The transcript has a single exon.
AUGUCAUUGAAAGUAUGGGUUAAACGUGGCGGUGUUAGCGACGAUGAGGCGCUUGGAAUUUACGUCCCUGUGAACGGAACGGCUCAGAGUGUUGUGGAGGCGUGCCGUCGUGUUUUUCGGCAUCUGCAGCCAUCAGAGGUGGCGCUGCGCACAGAGGACGGCAUCAUUGUUGCGAUGGCUUCCCCCGUCACCGCCCUUCAGAGCCACACGCUAGAGAUUGUUGAGAUGCCUCAGAGAGAAGUGACAGGAAAACACAGUGGCGCUCCAACUCUCAGAGUUUCUUCACGCAUUAGGAGAGAACCAGUUCCACAGAAACAACAACUAGAGCGAAAAAAUGUACGUGUAGUCCCUUUUGGAGUUACGAAAAAAACGCAAUCAUCACAAAAAAAGGAAGCUGUUGGUGCCUUACCACAAAACCACAAAUAUAGCUCUUCUGCUCCUGAGGUGAGGAAGGAACCUGUUAGUGUGAACGAAAGUCUUGCUCUCUUAUGGGCUAGUAUCCCAUCGUUCACACCUGAAUCCCUGAAUAGAAGUGUACCAGCGGUAGAGAAGGCUUUGCAAACCGCGCAGUACAUUUAUGUAACUGACUCAUAUAAGUUGUUAGCAGAAGAGCACGUCCCCCCUAACGUGUCAUCAUCUGUAAAUGAAGAGGAGGAUAAGCAACUCAAUACCCUGGAGACACCCUCUCCGGAGAAUAAUGAGUUACCAGGUAAUCUUGAUACACAUACAAAUAAUGAGAGUCAUGAUAAUGUGAUUCACAGUUCUGACAUUACAUGCGGUAACUUUACAGGGAGAGAGAUAAUGAUGGAAGAGAUGCACACAGUUGAAAAGUCUGAUGUACCACCUUCUGGUGAGGUCUUGAAAACUGUAGUGAAUACAGAUGAGGUUUCUUCUUUUAGUAACAGUAGCAUGCUACAAGGCGAAGCUAACGUUUCCGAAGUAGUGCCUACUGUCAAAGAGGAACCAAUACUAAUGGAAGAGAAAGGAACAUCUACGACUAUCACCACUGCAGAGACAGAUUGCUGCGAUGUGGUAGAUGAAAGUAAUAUUAACAUCACUGACGCUAACGUUAGAGCAGUGGAGGAGAAAAAGGAAUUAGAGACAGGGUGUGAAGUUAUUAUGGACUCGUCAGAGCAAGAUGCUACCUAUUUUGAUGAGUGGUAG